AUGGAAGAACAGUAUAACAUGGCUGAUGACGUGAAACUGAUACUCCCGGCCGUAAAGACUGUCUUAAUCAAAAUAGAUGAAGUACAUAAAGCUGAUGUACGCACUAACGCGGAGGCUAUCUCUGCUCUCAAUGGCAAAGCCGAUGAAGCGAAUGCUCAGCUUGCCAAGCAUGGUGAGUUGUUGCAGCAGAUACUGGAGCUUCUUCAACGUCCAGUAGCAGUUCCUACACCCUCCUUCACAGCAAUGGAUCGCCUCUCACUGGAUCAGGCUCUCGAAGUUGGUCUUCUUAAAGCUAGAUCGCUGAGCGUUCUUGAACAGCGAAUGGACAUAAUAGCAUUGAGUCUUGAUAACCUCUUCUCUAGUCAUGAUGAUGACAAAGAGGAGGAGAAAGACUUUACUAAUGUUGUUGCUAUUGUCCCUACAACACAACCUGAAGCUGAUGCUCAAAGAGUUGAAGCUAAUGAAGCUAAGGUUGUUGAUGAUGCCAUCACUACCCAUGAAGCUGAAGCUGAGGUUGUUGAGGAUGCCGUCAUAGCUGAUGCUGAAGCUCAUGACGAAGACCUUCCUAUCACCCCUACAGUUGAUGCUGGUGAUGAGGAAGAUGAAGGUGAAGAUGAUGACGAUGACUCUCCAUCCAUUCCUGACGCUGGAAAAGAUCUUGGUGGUGAUGAUGAUGAAGACGACGAUGACGAUGACUUCAUGAUUCUGUACCACAAACCUUCCAGUGCUCUAAAAGGAGUCUCUCUCAGGGAUUCUUCAUCCCAGGGGAGAAAGAGAAAGAAAAAGAGAA
Molecule: messenger RNA, 790 nt
Organism: Cynara cardunculus var. scolymus (artichoke)
Lineage: Eukaryota; Viridiplantae; Streptophyta; Magnoliopsida; Asterales; Asteraceae
Product: coiled-coil domain-containing protein 1-like
Exons: 2
Source: RefSeq, a predicted model, not a curated record